CGUUGGACAGCAUCGAUCAUGAACACCUCAUCUUCCUCUUCCUCUUCGGGCGGAGAGGCCCAUCCACUCCGACCAUACUACCAACCAAGCGAGGAUACCUUUGUCGCCUCUGCCCCAAAGGCAAAGCAGCCCCCAUCGGCACGCCCAGGCCAUUCGGGUGCAGGACUCGCAGCCGCCAACUCCUCCACGGCUGGCAAGGCACACACAAAGUCGGCCACUGUCACCAUCCCUCGUCCGUCAACCACGAACAGGUACGCUUCCACCAACGAUGAUCUUGGCGGACCUGACAUCUCUGGCCUGUCGGAGUGGACAAAGGCUAGCGUCCUCGCCCUCGCGCUGCAGUACUCUUCCACGUGCAUGGCGAUGCCCUUUGAGGUUGGCAAGCUUCUCUUGCAGGUACAGUGGGUGCCAAAAGAUGAAGUCUAUGAGAACCUCGCGAGAGAGGCAGCAUUGCAAGGACAGUCAGGCAGGAGACUCCCUGCUGCUAGAGGCAAGUCGAGGAGCAGCGACCCUUUUCGAGAUGAGGCAGCGAUAGAUGAUGAGGAUGACGAGGAUGACUUUGAUAGUCAGGACAUGGCGCCCGAGCUCGAAGAAUGGAGGAGGGCAAGCGAUGCCAACCAUCUUGACAGUGACCAGGAAGACGAAGACGAAGAGGACGCGGAGCUCUCAUCGCCCUCGGACGUAGAGGCAUAUUUCCGUGAUGUGUCUGGCUCAUCACGUCCCAGAGCCACGUCGGGAAAGCAACGUAGAGGCGGCAAAGCUCCGGCGACGGAUGCCUCUGGCUACCUCAUGAGGCGCUCGCUCAGAGACGGCGAGUCUGGGGCUCGGCCAGAAUUUGUGAUGCCCAUCGUCGUACGCGGAGGUGUAUGGGAGAUGAUGAAGGCAGUAGCUAGGGGAAAGGAAGGCUGGCCUGGACUGUGGAAAGGUACCUUCACGAGCUUCCUCUAUGACCUCUUGGCAUCGGGCAUCCAGCCAGUCGUCUCUGCUUUCAUCUCGGCGACCUUCAUCCGUAAUUCCCUCUCGACGCUGCCGCUGCCCUACGUGCCUCACCCAAAACGCACUCUGGCACUACUGGUGUCUAGCCACCUAGUCACCCACCUCAUCCUGUCCCCCAUCGACCUGAUCAGGACACGUCUGAUCGUACAGUCUACCCUGACCCGGCACCGCAAGUACUCCGGACCUUGGGAUGCUCUCAGGAAGAUUCGCGCCGAGGAGGGCGGCUGGUCGACGAUGUACGGCCACCCUCAUCUCAUCUUCCCCGCCCUGCUGGAUCUGACUAUCCGACCCUUCCUCAACCUCGCGUCGCCCCUUCUCAUUGAGCGCUUCAUCAGGGUCGAGCCUACCUCUUCGCCGGUAUCGUAUGCCUUCGCCGAGCUGUGCAUCAAUACGGCCAGUCUGCUCCUCUCGCUGCCCUUUGAGACGGUCAGGAGGAGACUGCAGAUUCAGCGUCGAGCCAGCAAAAAUAAAGGUCUCCUCUCAACGGCAGGCGGCGGGGCAGCAGCGCCUUCGACGCCUACGAAGAAGUCUGCAGGUGCAGGUGCAGCUGGAAACUCAGCUUCCUCUUCCUCCUCCUCUGCCUCCGCAGGGGCUCCCUCGACCUUCACAAACAUGCUCCGCAGCGGUGCUGGUCUCUCCAGCUCCUCCACCGGCGUUGGCACUAGCACUAGCAGUAUCGGUCUAGGUCCCACCCGAGGACUCCGUAGCUGCGUUGAGACUCGUCCGCGUCCGUACACGGGCGUAGUAGAGGCCAUCUACCGAAUCCUCACAGAGGAGACUUCGCAGAUUCCUCAACCACUAUCGCGUUUGGAAGAGAAGCACGCGCAACAUCAUGACCACAAGAGUGAUAGAGCGCCCAAGGGGAAAGAGGGAGCACGACCGCAGCCGCAGCAUCGUCAGCACGCCCGUACCCGUGCACAAGAUGUCCCUUCUGGCACCGCGCCCGCCACGCCGGAGCAUUCCCUCCUCCGCUCAGAGAUUCUCGCGCCCCAAACACCCCUUUAUGCUACACUAGGAGGCGUCAAGAGCCUCUACAGGGGCUUCACAAUGGCAGCUGGUGCAAAUCUGGUCGUCUUCUUCCUCACAGUCGUCACGGGGGAAAGGGUUAGCAGUGGUCCUGGUGCGGGUGGGGGUUGGGCGGAAAUUUGAGGGAGGCGGGAGUGGGAGGAGAGGUGCAAGGGGAAGGAGAAGAGGGAAUGGUAGAUGGAUGGAGGGAGCGAGGAAUUGGGGCGAAGUGCUGAUGAGUGAAUCAGGUGCUGCUAGACUCUAUUUCACUUUCACUACUCUCCUUCUGUCUGUCCCUUGCGCUUUCGCCCACGCUGUCUCUGUCACCCGCGUCUAGGCCACUUGCAAUUUCGACCCAUUGAAAUCGAGGGUUCUCUCUGU
Messenger RNA from Microstroma glucosiphilum, 2382 nucleotides. RefSeq names its product mitochondrial carrier. The transcript is spliced from 3 exons. NCBI's taxonomy places the organism in Eukaryota, Fungi, Basidiomycota, Exobasidiomycetes, Microstromatales, Microstromataceae. The record is from RefSeq and is a predicted model, not a curated record. The coding region runs from base 19 to 2145 and encodes 708 amino acids.